Messenger RNA from Harmonia axyridis, 5229 nucleotides. It is a transcript of the gene Ehbp1, whose product is annotated as EH domain-binding protein 1. The transcript has 16 exons. The coding region runs from base 173 to 3079 and encodes 968 amino acids. The record is from RefSeq and is a predicted model, not a curated record. Gene Ontology annotation, molecular function: protein binding. NCBI's taxonomy places the organism in Eukaryota, Metazoa, Arthropoda, Insecta, Coleoptera, Coccinellidae.
AUGACAAAUGACAAUUGAAACUGUCAAGACAGAAUUACAUGGUAAUAUUUUGUUCUCUACAAAAUUUGAUCUGGAUUUGUAUUAGGAUUAAUUAAUAAAUGUUGACGUGAAUUGAUAAAGAUAUGGCAAGAUGUUAAAUUAAUAGGAUAUUUUCUUCAGUAGUCAUUCUGCCAUGGGAUCCGUUUGGAAGAGAUUACAGAGGGUGAAUAAGAGAGCUGCAAAGUUUCAGUUUACAGUUUCGUAUCAUCAACUACAAGUAGAAUUCACACCAAGAUGGGAACCCCACAAAUUAUCAAUUACUUGGACACGAAGAUCAAGAAGGGUCAAUUCAACACCUAUGGCUUGGGAACCAACUCUACAGAGCACAUACAAAGGAACUGUUGUUUGGAAUGUACCUGAAAAUCAUCAGAUCUCUGUAACACUCUUCAAGGACCCAAGGACAAAUGAGCUGGAAGAUAAAGAUUGGUCUUUCGUUCUGGAAGAUGUUCCAACAACAGGUAAAAGAAGACAACUUGCAGUAGCUCAUAUUAACAUGAGAAAACAUGCAAGUGUCGAAUCAACACAGAGUGAUCUCCAUAUAAUUUUUAAGCCAACAACAAAAAAAAUCAAAGGUGCAAAACUUGAUUGUACACUAUCUUGUGUACUGCUUAGGGAAGGAAAAGCAACAGAUGAAGAUAUGCAAUCCAUGGCUUCCUUGAUGUCGGUCAGUAAUAAUAAUGACGAUAUUGCUCAUAUUGAGGAUUUAGAUGAUGAGGAUUUCUCCUAUAAUGAUAACUCUGUAAAAAGUACAUUGAAUGAAGUUACUCAACAUCUGCAACAAAUGACAAAUAGUUUAUCAGGCUCUGAUUUUGCUAGUACUCCAAUGAGUAUCUCGAGUAUGCAGUCCUUUCCCUGUGAUGAUAAAACUCCUACAGCAGAAACAUUCUCGCCACCAGGUGAACAAUUUAAUGAGAAACUCUGCUCUAAGACGCCAGUACCUAAACAUACAGAUUUUCUUCAAAAUGAGGUUGAUCUCUACUCAGAAAAAUGUACUGAGGUACUAGAUAAUUUGGAUACUCUGGAAGAAGAGGAAUGUAAUGAUGACGUUUUCGAAAUACCUAGUCCAUCAGUAGUGAAGCAUAAAAAUGAAGAGAACAAAGAUAAUUUGAAACUUAAACCUCUUGAAUUCAAAGAGCAACAUUUUGAAACUAAAAAAGAACCACAAAAAUUAACUACACCAGGACAAGACCUUUUGGAAUGGUGUAAAGAAAUGACAAAAGAAUACCAGAGUGUUAAAGUAACAAAUCUCACCACAAGUUGGAGAAAUGGAAUGGCUUUCUGUGCUCUUAUUCAUCAUUUUGAACCAGAUUUAAUAGAACUUGACUCUUUGACCCCUCAUGAUGUGAAGGGCAAUUGUAAGAAAGCUUUUGACGCUGGAGAUAAACUAGGUAUACCAAGGGUUAUAGAACCAUCAGAUAUGCACGUGUUGGCAGUUCCAGAUAAAUUGGCAGUUAUGACUUACCUACACCAACUUAGAGCUCAUUUUACUGGUCAACAGAUGGAGGUUCAUCAAAUAGGAAAAACAACUGAAGAGAGUAAUUAUAUUAUUGGUAAAUUCAGUACUGAUAGGGAUACUGAUAUAACAAAGCAGGUGUUUGGACAAGAGAUAAUCAACUUACGUAAGACCAAACAAGCACAACUGUCAAACAGGGCAUCCACUGAAAGAGAAUUUAACUCUUCUACCAAAGUGACAGAAUCCGAAUCUAAACUUUCUACUUCCAAUAUGGAGUUGCCUUUGCAAAGCUCUAAUCCUCUUGUUGAACAAGAAAUAAAUAAUUCAUCAACAAUAUUGGAGGAGGUUAAAAACAGCAAAUAUUGCCCAGCCGAACAAACACCGCAAUUAGAAGCAGAUACAAAAGACAGCAAAGAUAUACAAAAUAUUGAUAAGUGUGAUAAGAAUACAAUUGAUUCUAAACCUGUUCUGAUGACUCGACGAGAAUUAACCGAUCCUUUUGGUUCAGAUGACGAAUACCAACCUCCAUCGAUCAAUCUUGGUACUAAUAAAGUGAUAAGUGAAACAAAUAAAACCAUUGAAAUCAAUACCAAUAACAAAGGAGGCAGUGAUGGUGACAGUCCUAAAGAUGACAUUUCAAAUUUGCCCAAGGUCAAUCCGGUUUGGCUUGCAAUUAAAAGUUUUUUCGCGCGUGUGCAGAAAAUUCUAUUGAGGUAUUCAGAACAGCAAGAGAGGGCGAAACAAUUACUGGAACAAACGAAAAAAGAAGGGAAAACAUCCAAUCAAUCUAUUAAGAAUGAAGAAGAAAGACAAGCAGAACUGAAAGAAAGGGCAAGGAAACUACUCGAAUCAACCAGAAGAUCUUCUACUCCAACUACACAAAUAAUUAAGAUUGAUAAAAAUGCUGUAAAUGGCUUUGAUGAUGAAAGUCAUAUUGCACAGCAAAAUGGUUCACCAAAAUGUGAUAUUAUAAGCGAAACGAAUGACUGUCAUAAGUUUAAUUCGAAAUCAUUAGAUAAUUUCCAUGAAAAAUCUAAUCCAACUAUUGAAAAAAUUAGUCCAGAUGAAUUACCAGAGGAUUUAGGAUUGAAGGAGAUAGGAAUUGAUGUACAUAACUGGAUAGAAAGUGAAAUGGAAGAUUUAGAAAGGGAGCAAUGUGCCAUAGAUAAACAAGCUGCAAUAUUGGAGAAGGCUUUGAGAGCUGUAAUGGAAUCGUCUAAUAGUAAUGUGGAAGAAGAAGAAGCUCUCAUGGCAAGAUGGUUUAUGUUAGUAAACAAAAAGAACGCAUUACUCAGACGGCAGAUGCAGUUGAAUAUUUUGGAAAAACAAGCAGAUCUGGAAACUAGGUAUAAGGUAUUGAAUGAAGAGCUUCAACAAAUAAAUUCAAUAGAGGAUUGGAGAAAAACGGACGAACAGAGAGACAGAGAACAGAUGCUUCUAAAAGAAUUACUGCAGAUAGUUAAUAAACGUGAUGAAUUAGUGAACCAUUUGGAUCGACAAGAAAAGGCGAUUGAAGAGGACGACCUGAUUGAGCAGGAUUUGUCUCAUUUGGAAUUACAACCAAAGGAAAAGUGCGUUAUACAAUAGAAAAAAUAAUGACAGGUGAGAAGGAUAAUUAUGACAAUGAAAGUUUCUCCGCAUCGAUUCUUAUGCAUUGAAUGCAUAUGAUCAACUGGAUUAUUAACAUGGUAAUGAUGAAACUAACCUAAGAUAAUGAAUUGUCAUAAUACUUUGUUUUCAAUUUUUAAGUAAUCCAUUGAUAAAUGAAAAGACGUAGCUUUAAUUCUUUUGUAGGAGUAAACACCAUAUAUUGUAAAAAGGUUUUAUUUAUCUUUCUUAGAAUAAUUUGAGAUUAACAUUGUAUAUUCAUACAAACCACUAUUGAAGUGCAUGGAUAUACUUUUGCUUUAUUUAUGAAGUGCAAUUCAUUAACUUAAUCUAUUUAUAAAAAUGUAUACCUACUCUGAUAUAUCCUACAAUAUGUCAAUUUACAAAAUGGAACGCUACAAGUAAAUCCAACUCAAAAUAAUGGUAUAGUAAUAAUUAAUUGUAGGAAGUAGUUCCAAAUAAUUAUAAAUGAAAAUAAGACAACUAAUUCGAUUGAGGAGGUAUUUUUUUGUUGAAAUUUAAUCAUCGGCAACCAUAGAAAUAAUUGAAAGAAACGCGGUUUGCUUUCUAAAUAACAUUGCCAAGUACCAUUAUCUUUGGAUUAUCACCUGAUUCAGAGUAAAUGAGGAAUUAACUGUUACUAUACCUUAUAUACAUAAAAAAGGAAAAAAGAAUGUUUUAUUGAAAAUCAUGUGAUAAUGCAAUUGUUCAUUUUUGCUUUCCCAUUUUCUACUUAAAAAUUUCUGAUUGUCUCAUAUUAUGGAUUUUGGAAUAAAAGCUCAUAAAAAGGCAUCCAAAAAUAACAGUACUUUUGCUUCACAAAAUUUCUUAAUGAAGUUUUCUCAACUUCAACUAAAAAAUUAAACAGUACAGAAGUCAUAUUGAAAACGAUGUAUAAAAAAAACCUAUUUUUUUUCAUGGUAAAUUUUGGAUAAGGAUGAAAAAUACUUAAACAGGUGGUAUGGGAGAAACUCUUUCACGUGCACCACCCAAAAUUCUUGAUUUUUUAUAUAGUUACAAAAUUUGAAUAUUUUUUAACUGUUACCCAAAAAUUAUCUUCGUACUUACCUUUGCCGAUUUUUUUAAGAAAAAAGUCAGUUGUAGUAUUAUAGAGCAUGUUUAUCCAAACUUUUUCAUUAUUUCACAAUUGCAUUUGUGCAGGUAGGUUUUGUUUUUAUGAAUAUGGUCAAAAAGCAUAUAUUUUCAUGGAUGGAGUUGAUGAAACUCUAUGAAUUGAUUUGAAUUCGUUGUAACAAUGGAAUAUGAACCAACUUGAAUUAUCCGUUGUAUCUUCUUUCUGUAUAGUACUUUUAAUCAAACACCUUGAAUGUUCUUAAAAUUAUUCAAAAAUAUUGUACUGAUAUAGAUAUUAUUUUAUAAUACUGGUUUAUCAUAAGUUUUCUGUUUUUUUUUUUGCAUUUUUAUCUCAAAAUUAUAUUUCAUAUAAUUUCGGACCAAAACAAAACAUAUAAGGGUAAAUCAGAGUUUGUGCAUGUUUUUUCCAUUAUAUGGAAUUUUAAAUAAUCCUCAAAGACUUGUAAUUGGACUGAACAUUGAAAAAUACUGUAAGAAUUUUGUUAUCACAUCCUCUUAGUGUUCCCGAAUACCUCAGACAUGUGAUUCCAAAAUUUGGAAUGAGUUCUUUUUCUGUUCAGAACGUCGUAACACAUACAAUCAAAUAUAAUGAAAAGACAAAUUUACUCAACUAUUGUAAGUGUUCAAAAUUUCAAAUGUAUCUCCUAUAUUUUCUUGAUCAACAUUAUCUGAUAAGAGAAGAGGUUCACAGUUUUCAGAAUUUAUUCGAAAAAGUUGAGAAACUAUAAUCAUGUUCAGAUAGUGAAGAUUGACUUAAAUUUCUUGUUUUUUUUUAAGAGGUAUAAAUGUGGCGAAUCGAUGUUGAAUUGGUGAUAUUUUAAAUGAAAGAAAAAUAUUCUAAUUGAAAGAGUAAAGCUAGUCAACUUGUAAAACUCCUAUUUCUCUGAAUUCCCGAAUUUCAAUGUUACAUGUAUCCUGAUGAUUGAAAACGGCGAUUUUCACACAAUUGCUUUCGUGGUUGUAUUGUUUAUAUUUUUUGUAAUUCAUGUAUAAAAUUAUUUUAGGCUUUAUGUAAAUAAAAAAAUAUUAAUUCA